GUUGUUAUUAUUUUUUCCCAUAUAAAUAUUUUAACCCUCGUCUUUUUAGCAGAAAUGGAACCUGUUUUAAAUGUAUGGGACUCGUCGCAUUCAAUUUUAAAAUCGAAAAUCACAAAUCGAGCGUCGAUCAGGAUAUUAGAGCGAUAUCCAGUGAAAGAAAAAAAUGAAGUAGAAACACUAUUUGAUCAAGAAGAGAUGGCUGGAGGUGAUUCAGAAGCCCUUUUCAAAUUGUGUCAUCAACUCUUGAAUGUUUGGAAGUAUGCCAUUUACUUCCAGCCGAAAUCUGAAGUUUUUAUUGAUACAUUACAAGAGAACGGUUAUCCUGAUGCUGUUGUCAAAGGAAUUCUGGAAGCCUAUACUUCUGAAACCUUUUCCCAAUUAUUCGAAUCACUUGCUUCAUGCUCUCAUUCCGGAAUUCCACGUGUUCUGUCAACAGACUGGACUUCACGAACAGUUGUACGUCGAAACAAUAUUCCAUCAUCCGAUCGUGAAGCUGUCCUGACCUUUUCGACUGAUCAAGGAGUGAAACAAGUACAACUAUGUGCCAAAGACCUAGAAAAAUUGUACUGGACUGUAAAUAAAGUGCAAUCAUCAUUAGAUGGAUUACUUGAAAGAUAAGAAACGAUAAAUGAUUAUUUUAUUUUGAACUAUAUAUGCUUGAAAUCAGGGGUGUGCGGCAAAUCUCAAAAAUUGCCGAGCUCGGCAAAUUCGGCAAUCUCUUUUUUCAAUAUUUGCCAAGCACGGCAAAUUCGGCAAAUUUGCCGUGCUUAACAAACUCGGAAAAUUUUGAUAAUUUUUGAUGUUUUUUGGAACACCAAAACUACCGAAUUC
This is a messenger RNA of Caenorhabditis elegans, 831 nucleotides long. It is a transcript of the gene C50F4.4, whose product is annotated as COMM domain-containing protein. The coding region runs from base 55 to 618 and encodes 187 amino acids. The transcript has 4 exons. Lineage: Eukaryota; Metazoa; Nematoda; Chromadorea; Rhabditida; Rhabditidae. The record is from RefSeq and is marked reviewed.